Podarcis raffonei (Aeolian wall lizard) is the source of this 3625-nucleotide messenger RNA. RefSeq names its product fem-1 homolog B (gene FEM1B). The transcript is spliced from 2 exons. Lineage: Eukaryota; Metazoa; Chordata; Lepidosauria; Squamata; Lacertidae. Bases 311 to 2194 code for a protein of 627 amino acids. The record is from RefSeq and is a predicted model, not a curated record. Gene Ontology annotation, molecular function: protein binding.
GGAGGGGGCAUCGCGGGGGGUCGGCUGAGCCUGCCCCAACCCCCAGUGAGCAUGGGGCCUGGGGCUCCCAAAGGCAGGCGCUUGGGGGUGGCACAGCUGGCCUGAACCGUGUGCGGUGGUGGCGGGGAACGGCAGGACGACGAGAAGCCCCGGUGCCCCCCUUGACCCCACGGGGGUCGGCCCGCAUGCACCUCCCCACUGCGGAGCCACGGAGGCGGAGGAGGCGGAGGAGGAAGAUCCCGGCUUGGCCCUGGCGCCGGCUGGGGAGGUUGGCGGCUGGCGUUGGCGGUCCCGGGAGGAGCAGGCAGCCAUGGAGAGCCUGGCAGGCUACGUCUACAAGGCGGCCAGCGAGGGGCGGGUGCUGACCUUGGCAGCCCUGCUCCUGAACCGCUCGGAGAGCGACAUCCGCUACUUGCUGGGCUAUGUCACCCACCAAGGUGGGCAGCGGUCGACACCUCUCAUCAUCGCUGCCCGCAAUGGACACGCCAAAGUUGUGCGCCUGCUCCUGGAGCACUACCGUGUGCAGACCCAGCAGACUGGCACGGUCCGUUUUGAUGGUUAUGUCAUCGAUGGCGCCACGGCCCUGUGGUGUGCAGCUGGGGCUGGCCACUUUGAAGUCGUCAAGCUCUUGGUAAGCCACGGAGCCAACGUCAACCACACAACCGUGACCAACUCUACUCCGCUUCGCGCUGCAUGCUUUGACGGCCGGCUUGACAUUGUGAAGUACCUCGUGGAGAACAAUGCCAACAUCAGCAUCGCCAACAAGUAUGACAACACUUGCCUUAUGAUCGCUGCUUACAAGGGCCAUGUGGACGUGGUGCGCUACCUUUUAGAGCAGCAUGCGGACCCCAAUGCCAAAGCACACUGUGGCGCGACAGCAUUGCACUUUGCGGCGGAGGCUGGUCACCUGGAGAUCGUCCGCGAGUUGGUGAAGUGGAAAUCUGCCAUGAUGGUGAACGGCCAUGGAAUGACACCUCUGAAAGUGGCUGCCGAGAGCUGCAAGGCCGAUGUUGUCGAGCUGCUGCUGGCGCACGCCGACUGCAACCGCAAGAGCCGGAUAGAAGCUCUGGAGCUCCUGGGUGCCUCGUUUGCCAACGACCGAGAAAACUACGAUAUAAUGAAGACCUACCACUAUUUGUAUUUAGCCAUGCUGGAGCGGUACAGGGAUAGCGAGAACAUUAUAGAGAAGGAGGUCCUGCCUCAGAUAGAAGCCUACGGCAGCCGGACAGAGUGCCGGACUCCUCAAGAGCUGGAAUCCAUUCGGCAGGACCGGGACGCUCUCCACAUGGAGGGCCUCAUCGUCCGAGAACGAAUUCUGGGCUCCGACAACAUCGAUGUCUCGCACCCCAUCAUUUACCGCGGUGCUGUUUAUGCAGAUAACAUGCAGUUUGAGCAGUGCAUCAAGCUCUGGCUUCACGCCUUGCGUUUGCGGCAGAAAGGCAAUAGGAAUACCCACAAGGACCUCCUCCGGUUUGCUCAAGUCUUCUCUCAGAUGAUACACUUGAACGAGCCGGUGAAAGCCAAGGACAUUGAGAGCGUCUUGAGGUGCAGCGUCUUGGAGAUAGAGCAAGGGAUGGCCCGGGUCAAAAGCUCUCAGGAUGCUGAGCUCCACACAGCCAUGGACAACUACGAAUGCAACAUCUUCACCUUCCUGUAUUUGGUGUGCAUCUCCACCAAGACGCAGUGCAGGGAUGAGGAGCAGUCGCGGAUCAACAAGCAGAUUUACAACUUGAUCCACCUGGAUCCCAGGACGCGAGACGGCUCUGGCUUGCUGCACCACGCCGUCAACUCUGGCACGCCGGUGGACGACUUCCACACCAAUGACGUCUGCAGCUUCCCCAAUGCACUGGUCACCAAGCUCCUCUUGGACUGUGGCGCUGACGUCAACGCUGUGGACAACGAAGGGAACACGCCGCUGCACGUCAUAGUCCAGUAUAACAGGCCCAUUAGUGACUUCUUGACCUUGCACUCCAUCAUCAUCAGCUUGGUGGAGGCCGGCGCUCAUACGGACAUGACAAACAAGCAGAAGAAGACCCCUCUCGACAAAAGUACCACCGGCGUGUCGGAAAUCCUCCUGAAGACUCAGAUGAAGCUGAGUCUGAAGUGCCUGGCUGCCCGAGCUGUGCGGGUUUAUCACAUCAGCUACCACAACCAGAUCCCCAAGACACUAGAAGAAUUUGUUGAAUUCCACUAGCCACGCCAACGGGGUGGUGCUCCUUCCCUUCCCAGAAAGGUCAAACUCUUGUCAAUAAAAUACUGGGCAGAGCUUUAGAAAUCCCUUCUCCUCUCCUUUCUUUUUGGUAGCAAACACACACCAACCAGCCCCCUCGUAAACUGGCUAACAUGGCUUUGAUUUGCAAAAACCUGUCUUCUGACGGCAGAGUGAACAGGUUUCUUUUUUUCCUCUUAAUGAACUGGGACAGGGUAGAGAGUCAAACUCUAAAAUGAGAAUGAGUGUAAAAUAUUUUGAUACUACGAUGCACACGGGUUUUAUCAUUGACAGCCAAGAAUGCUUUAAGCAGCUACCUGCAAAGAGGUUUUGCGUUUAAUUAGUUGAGCCAGCAUGUUACCUAUGCAGCGGUUUGGAAAGUCUUCUUGCGGGAGGGAAGAGGAGGAAAGGAAGAGAAAAUGGAGAAGGAUCUUAUUGCUGGGAUUUUAUUAAAACAUGCAAAGCAAUCCAGGGAAAUUUACUUCUCACCAGCCUGUUUUUAAUGCCUUUCAGUUCCUACCAGAGUUGUCACUAACAUUUAGUUUUAAUUUCUGCUUGCAAUGAGAUGAAAAUAACCGAUUGUUUGGCUACAGAAAAAGGGAAAUGCAGGUUGAAAUUCAGAUGUGUGAAUGUGCUUGCCUAUCAGUACUUAAAAUUACUAGUAUUUAUUUGGUUGUUGUUGAGGGAGGCAAAACAGGCCUACCGCCUCAAAUUCAUUCUCACUUUUGCUGCUUUAAGAGAAGUAGCAUGCAGAAAUAGUUUGCAUUAUUUGAGUAUUGUUUUAUGCGUGGUUCCCUGUCCCCGCUUCCCUCUGGUAAGAUAAAACGUAAAGUGGUUAAGGCUGGAUCUUAAUCCCACACCUGAAAUGAUAACUGCUGCAUUUCCUGAAAUUUUCCAAGUAGCUGGCAAACAGGUUUUGUUUUCAAAAAAAUGAGCUUUUUUAAAAUUAAAAACAAAAACAAAAAAUGUUAGAAACCUGGCAGGGAAGGAUCAGGGAAGAAUAAUUGUGUUGGCAGGACCCUGCCCUGAGAAUCAGUUUCUGUCUUUUCAGCCCUCUUCAUUAUGGAACUCUUCAGAAAAAUAGAUUCCACACCCACCCGCACACGUCCAAAUCAUCCUCUCUAAAGGCCAUCUUUUAAAUCACUCACAGUACCUUGAUUGUAUGAAGAAUGUUUGACCUGUGAAAAGCAUCUCUCCUUGGCAGAAAACUUCAGCAACCCAAUGCCAUUUUUUUGACAGGUUACUGAAAACACUUCCCAUGAUUUUAAAUUCUACUUUCUAACUGUCAGCUGGGAAAAGAAUGUUCUGCAGUCAUUUUUUUAAAAAAACGGAACAGAGAGUUCAAAUAAAAAGGGGCAUUCUGAGCACAGGUAUGUGUGUUUGUAUUACAAAUAAAAUCUUGAAUGUGAAACUUAA